Lepus europaeus (European hare) is the source of this 4264-nucleotide messenger RNA. RefSeq names its product polypeptide N-acetylgalactosaminyltransferase 7 (gene GALNT7). Lineage: Eukaryota; Metazoa; Chordata; Mammalia; Lagomorpha; Leporidae. Bases 74 to 2047 code for a protein of 657 amino acids. The record is from RefSeq and is a predicted model, not a curated record. Gene Ontology annotation, cellular component: Golgi apparatus. The transcript has 12 exons.
GAGGGGGCAGGAGGGAGGGGAGAGCAGUGGCGGCGGCUGCGCCGGGCUGUGUGUCUCUCGCCGCCGGAGGAAGAUGAGGCUGAAGAUCGGGUUCAUCUUACGCAGUUUGCUGGUAGUGGGAAGCUUCCUGGGGCUGGUGGUCCUCUGGUCUUCCCUCUCUUCCCGGCCGGACGACCCGAGCCCGCUGAGCAGGAUGAGGGAAGACAGAGAUGUCAAUAACCCGGUGCCUAACCGAGGAGGCAAUGGAUUAGCUCCUGGGGAUGACAGAUUCAAACCUGUGGUACCAUGGCCUCAUGUUGAAGGAGUAGAAGUGGACUUAGAGUCUAUUAGAAGAAAAAACAAGGUUAAGAAUGAACAAGAGCAUCAUGCUGGAGGAGACUCCCAGAAAGACAUAAUACAGAGGCAGUAUCUCACAUUUAAGCCUCAGACAUUCACCUACCGUGAUCCUGUGCUGCGCCCAGGGAUCCUCGGUAACUUUGAACCCAAAGAACCUGAGCCUCAUGGAGUGGAUGGUGGCCCUGGAGAAAAAGCCAAGCCAUUGGUUUUGGGACCAGAAUACAAACAAGCAGUUCAAGCCAGCAUUAAAGAGUUUGGAUUUAACAUGGUGGCAAGUGACAUGAUCUCUCUGGACCGCAGCGUCAAUGACUUACGUCAAGAAGAAUGCAAAUAUUGGCAUUAUGAUGAAAACCUUCUCACUUCAAGUGUCGUCAUUGUCUUCCAUAAUGAAGGGUGGUCAACACUCAUGAGAACAGUUCACAGUGUAAUUAAAAGGACUCCAAGGAAAUAUUUAGCAGAAAUUGUGUUAAUUGAUGACUUCAGUAAUAAAGAACAUUUAAAAGAAAAACUAGAUGACUAUAUUAAGAUGUGGAAUGGCCUAGUAAAGGUAUUUCGAAAUGAAAGAAGAGAAGGUUUAAUUCAAGCACGAAGUAUUGGUGCUCAGAAGGCUAAACUUGGACAGGUUUUGAUAUACCUUGAUGCCCACUGUGAGGUGGCAGUUAACUGGUAUGCACCACUUGUAGCUCCCAUAUCUAAGGACAGAACCAUUUGCACUGUGCCGCUUAUAGAUGUCAUAAAUGGCAACACAUAUGAAAUUGUACCCCAAGGGGGUGGUGAUGAAGAUGGGUUUGCCCGAGGUGCAUGGGAUUGGAGUAUGCUCUGGAAACGGGUGCCUCUGACCUCUCAAGAGAAGAGACUGAGAAAGACAAAAACUGAACCAUAUCGGUCCCCAGCCAUGGCUGGUGGAUUAUUUGCCAUCGAACGAGACUUCUUCUUUGAACUGGGUCUGUAUGAUCCAGGUCUCCAGAUUUGGGGAGGUGAAAACUUUGAGAUCUCAUACAAGAUAUGGCAGUGUGGUGGCAAAUUGUUGUUUGUCCCGUGUUCUCGUGUUGGACACAUCUAUCGUCUUGAAGGCUGGCAAGGAAAUCCUCCACCUGUUUCUGUAGGGUCUUCCCCAACUCUAAAGAAUUAUGUUAGAGUAGUAGAAGUUUGGUGGGAUGAAUAUAAAGACUACUUCUACGCCAGUCGUCCGGAAUCAAGGUCAUUACCAUAUGGGGAUAUAUCUGAGCUGAAAAAAUUUCGAGAAGAUCACAACUGCAAAAGUUUCAAGUGGUUCAUGGAGGAAAUAGCUUAUGAUAUCACCUCAUACUAUCCUUUGCCACCCAAAAACAUUGAGUGGGGAGAAAUCAGAGGCUUUGAAACUGCUUACUGCAUUGAUAGCAUGGGAAGAACAAAUGGAGGCUUUGUUGAAUUAGGACCCUGCCACAGGAUGGGCGGGAAUCAGCUUUUCCGAAUCAAUGAAGCAAAUCAACUCAUGCAGUAUGACCAGUGUUUGACGAAGGGGCAUGAUGGAUCAAAAGUUAUGAUUAUACACUGUUAUCCAAAUGAAUUUAAGGAAUGGCAGUACUUCAAGAACCUGCACAGAUUUACUCACAUUCCUUCAGGAAAGUGCUUAGAUCGCUCAGAGGUCCUACAUCAAGUGUUCAUCUCCAAUUGUGACUCCAAUAAAAUGACUCAAAAAUGGGAAAUGAAUAACAUCCAUAGUGUUUAGAAAGAAUUUUUAAAAAACCAAUAAUCUACCUGCUGACAAAUUUAUACAGGACUGAAACCUGCCUGAAACCUGCUGCAACUAUUACUGUUAACUCUGUACAGCUCCAAACCCAGAACCUCCUGAUCAGUUUGAAGGACAAUGAUAAACUGUGAUUUUACAAUGACAUUAUCAUCCGCAGUUACUGUUUACAAAACUGCUUUUACCUUAAACUUUGUAGAUGUUUACAUCUUUUUUGUUUUGUUUUAAGAUGAUGUUGGUAAUUUGUGCCUUUAGCUCUGUUUUACUAGAACAGAGUUAAAAGCAUUUGUCUUCUUUGGGACUACACUCAGGGGUAUGAAAGGCAGUUUGAUUUUUUUUUUAACACACUUGAAAAAAGGUUGGAAUAACCAGACUUUCAUAUAUAAUGUGGUGAUUAUCAACCUGUUGUGUCUUUAUUUAAGUUCACAUCUUUUUGAAGCACUGCCACAGGUUAUUAGACAAGGUGGCCUUCUUUCACAGUCAUGCUGCUUUUUUGAAAGGUGAAUUUCAACACAUUUAGUGCCUCUUUCAUUUCUCAGUAUAUAUCUCAAGAGCUUUUGAUGAAAUUUAUAGGAUAGUAAUGAUGGAAUUGUCACCUAUAUGAGAAUACUCUUAUUUCUCAGAAAUGAAUUGACAUGCUGCCAUUUGCUAUGAAGUUAAAUGCUAUAAGGCUUUAAAAAGAAAUGACAACAUGGAACAUCCCAAGGCUAUGCCAUAGGGUUUGAAGAUUGCACUGUGUUAACUCCCUUACCUGCUGGCAUUUCCAAUGCCCUCUGUCCUUACAAACCCCGAGGAUGGUAAAGGGGUUUCCCAACUAGAGCAAAAUUAUCCACUGACAUUUGGGAUUCACUUUUCCCUACUGUCAUUUUAGAAAACUAUAAAUCUCAAUUUUGAAACUUGAGAGUAAAAUGAGAAAACACCACUAUAGAAAAGACAAAUGUUCAUUCUGAGGUAAAAAUCUCCAAGCCCUUUUUAGAUUAAGCCUUACAAAACUCCUGUGCAUUAUAACCUAAGCUGUGCAACCUAUAAAGCCAAGAGUGAAUUGAUGUUUCAUUUAUACCAUCAUUCAAAUGAAAUUCCCUGUGCAUUUUUAAAAUAAAAAAAAAAAGACACUUAAGAAUACAUUUCUUUAACAAAUGGCAACUACUUUCUGUUUGAUUGGGUGUUAGUUCCCUUAUGUUUCUUAAUUUCUUUUUAGGAAGUAUAUUUUUAUUAGUAUUUUCCACUGAAAAGAAGAUUUGUUUGGAUUUAAACAUUUGUUAACUAUAGCAGAACCAAAUACUGCAAAUGGUCAAUUAGAUUUUAACUGCUAAACCAAUAGUCUUUUUUAACCAAAAAUAUUUAAAUGCCUAAAUUGAGUGCUAAAGAGAAAAUAUGAUGAGGUGAGAAUUUACAAGUAUAGUAAGAAUUGUGAUCUGUAAUCAUGAUAUCAGCUACCAUGGAAAGAACUCACAAUAUACUGCCAGAGGGAAAUAUUUUUAAUUACAAUUUAAAAAUAAGAGAAAAAACCUGUACUCGUUUAAAAGAGCUUAUGAAGUUUCUUCCAGACUUAGUUAGCUCUUAAUUGAGACCCAAACAUCCUAAACAGUUUUAUUUAUAGUUUUGAAUUGUCAAUUUGUAUUUUGCUACUGAUCUGUGGUCAAUCAUUUUAACUUUCAUUCAUCUCUAGGAAUAUUUGGAAAGAAUACAUUUAUAUGCUUAUAUAAUUAUAAAAUAAAUCAACUAUAAAAAAGAAACAAAGAAUUGGUAUUUUAAUUACUUGUGUGUUUGCAAAUAGAUUCCAUUUUCCAUGUUGAAUAAAUUAUAACCUUGUUAACUAUGCAUAGGCCUAAGAAAGGUGGCACAUGAACUGUACAUGUAAAUUUAUGGGUAAAUUAAAUGGAUAUUUUGUGCAAUUCAUUUAAAGAAUAUACUCUAUGAACAUGAUUCUAUAUAUUCAAGUCAAAACCUUACCAAACAUGAUAAAAAACAUCAGAAGCUGCUGCCAUAAUGACUAUUUUCUACUUUAGGCUGCUUUGGAAAUAAUUCUCAUAUCCUUGCUUUGUAAGUUGAUGAUAUCACUAUGCAUUUCUACACAUUUUAUAAAUUUGAUUUAUGCAGAUUUUGAUACACUGUUUCUGUAGAAAUUGUAUAAAUAUUCAGAAUUUUAUUAGGAUAAAUUUGAGAAACUUAUGUAUAUCUUAAUUCUGGGUUGCUUGU